GGUAGUAACAUAAACUAACACCCAAAGGUAAUAUUGUUUUAUAUCGCAUUAAAAUCACAUUGUUUUGUCACACUGUAACCCGUUAUUACUCGCUGUCUAUGUUUCUGUAUAAACAAAAUGGAGAAGGUGCUUAGCAUGUUUGACGCCUUUGAGGAGAUAACUUCUAACCGGGUAAUGGACUACAAUGCCGAAGGAUUUACAACAGCACCCGCCUUAGUUGGUACCUCAGAACACCGCCUGGCGUCACAAGUGGUCCAGGAACGUUUACCAGCUGGUAAAAACUGCUCACAUCAUAGGUUAAGGCCAGUUACCUAUGAAACGCCGCCAUAUGAACCUGGAGAACCAGCAAGAUCUUACCCAUUCACUCUAGAUGAUUUCCAAAAACGAUCUAUUGAAUGCCUUGAAAAGGGUGAAAGCGUAUUAGUAUGUGCACAUACAUCUGCUGGAAAGACGGUGGUAGCCGAAUAUGCCAUAGCUAUGGGCCUCAGAGAUAAACGAAGGAUCAUAUACACAAGUCCCAUCAAGGCAUUGAGUAACCAAAAGUAUCGCAACCUAUGCGACGAGUUUGUUGAUGUAGGACUCAUGACGGGAGAUGUAACACUUAACCCAGAUGCAUCGGUUAUGGUCAUGACAACGGAGAUUUUAAGGUCAAUGUUGUAUCGCGGUAGCGAAAUAGUGCAGGAAAUGAAGUGGGUUAUCUUCGAUGAAGUACAUUACAUGAGAGAUGCUGAGCGCGGUGUCGUGUGGGAAGAGACGAUUAUACUAAUACCGCAGAAAGUCAACUUGGUGUUUUUGUCGGCGACCAUACCCAAUUCAAUUGAAUUUGCUGAAUGGAUAUGCAGAAUUAAAAAUAUGCCAUGCAAUGUCAUCGCUACUGAUUACAGACCGACACCUUUGCAGCAUUAUAUAUAUACGCAGAAGUUAAAUGGAAUUAAUCUGGUGCUGGAUGACUCUGGGAGAUUCAGACAAGAUGCAUUUAACAAUGCUAUGAAAACAAUAGAUAAUAUAGAAGAAGGCCGGCGCAAACGUGUGAGAAAUACUAAAGAAAUUGAAGAAGUGAUAACCAUGUGCCAUGAAAAGAAAUUUACACCGGCCAUUGUGUUUGCGUUUUCCAAAAGUGAAUGCGAGGCAAACGCCACUGUGCUCAAAUCACUGGAUAUGACUGACGAAGCUGAGAAGACACUUAUCACUGAAAUAUACCAAAAUGCAAUGGCUACACUAGCAGAUGAUGAUCGCAAGUUACCGCAAACAGUGUUCAUGCUACCACUACUAAGACGAGGUAUUGGUAUCCAUCAUGGAGGGCUCCUGCCAAUCAUCAAGGAGAUUAUAGAAAUAUUGUUCCAGGAAGGUCUGAUCAAGGUACUAUUCAGCACGGAAACCUUCUCUAUGGGAGUUAACAUGCCAGCCAGAUGUGUGGUGUUCACUAACCUGAGCAAGUGGGAUGGACAGACCAAUAGACUCAUCACCUCGGGUGAGUAUAUACAAAUGGCAGGUCGCGCCGGUAGAAGGGGUCUUGAUGAACAUGGUCUUGUUAUCAUCAUGAUGGACCGUGGCAUCAAACCUGAGGAAGCUAAAGCCAUUUUCAUGGGUAAAGCCAACAGGUUGGACAGCUCAUUUCACCUGGGAUAUAACAUGCUGCUCAACCUCAUGAGAAUAGAGAAUACGACACCAGAGUUUUUAAUAGAGCGAUCAUUCCUACAGUUCCAACGCGAUAAGCACUCGAGAAAAUUCCAGGAGCAAUUGAUUGAAGUGCGUCGUGAAAUUGAUGAAAAACGUUCCAUGUUAAAAAAUGAGGAUCUUGUGGAACUCACCAGGUUAUAUACACUACGUAAAGAGUUGGCACAAGUCAAGGAUGCCAUUAGCCAAGCGGUGGCAAAGGAUCUUCGCAUGCUUAAUUUCCUUAACUUUGGAAGACUAGUGAGGCUUGAACGUGAUGGCCAAACCUGGGAAUGGGGAGUUGUCUUCGCCACGCCACAAUUAAAGAUUAGACGUAGUUCAUAUGACAAGGAACGUGUAUACAUCGUUGACUGUCUGGUACUCUGUGAUCGUGAUAGCGUCAGCGGUAAUCGGACCCAUGAACCAUUGCCUACAACGAAUAUCAACCAAGGCAUCUUCGUGGUAGUCCCAUUCGCCAUAGACUGUGUAAAAGAAAUCGCUCAGAUACGCAUGAAGGUCCAAGAAGAUUUCAGGGUCAAUAGUGACCUUUGUCAAUCCACAAUGAGGGCCAAGUACGCACAGCUAAUGGACCACAUGAAAACAUUGCCACAACUACCCGUUUUAGACCCUGUGGAACAUAUUAAAAUAGACACGCCUGAGAUGAAAGGGUUGUUGGAAAAGUACAAACAGCUGGAAUCCGAGAUUGAUAACUCGCGGAUUGUACUGACUGGGGAAUAUGAACAGAAGUACGAAGUAUUCAUGGAAUAUGCAGAGGCACAAACAAAGGAACGAAAUAUACUGGCCAAUAUAGAAGUAUCCCACCAAAUUGUUAUGAAAGAUGACCUAAAACACAUGAAAGGAGUUUUACGUGACCUUAACUACGUAGAUGAAAAUGGAAUAGUAACACUCAAGGGAAGUAUCGCAUGUGAAAUCAAUGCAACAGAUGAACUUGUGGUAGCUGAAAUGUUUCUACGCAACUUCUUCGAAGAUUUGGAACCCGAAUACAUAUGUGCGGCGCUAAGCUGCCUUGUUGUCGACGACAAGAAGGGAGAGAAAUUGCCGAAGGACCAAAAGUUACUGGAAGCAUACAACAGCAUACUGCAAAUUGCCAAAGAUAUCGCAACUGUGAUGGUGGCUAACCGCCUAGACGUUAGGGUGGAUGAUUUUGUCAACAAGUUUAAACCAGCGAUGAUGACUGUGGUACUAAAAUGGGCAAACGGACUAUCAUUCGCAGAAGUUAUGCAAGAAUCAACGCUGUUCGAAGGAUCUGUAAUUAGAGGAGUUAGACGACUAGAAGAGCUUUUAAGACAGUUGGCCUGUACAUCCCGAAGCAUAGGCAACCUACAGAUGGAACAGAAGUUUGUUACAUGCAUUAAUAAGCUCAAAAAAGGUAUCAUUUUCACAUCAUCACUCUACCUCUAGAAUCAUCAAAUGGGAACGCCAACUCGCGCUCCAUGGACUCGUGGAUGAUAAAGUCACUCACAU
Molecule: messenger RNA, 3141 nt
Organism: Babesia bovis T2Bo
Lineage: Eukaryota; Apicomplexa; Aconoidasida; Piroplasmida; Babesiidae
Product: rRNA-processing arch domain family protein
Exons: 3
Coding region: 118-3078 (986 amino acids)
Biological process (GO): RNA catabolic process; maturation of 5.8S rRNA
Cellular component (GO): nucleus
Molecular function (GO): RNA binding; ATP binding; RNA helicase activity
Source: RefSeq, a predicted model, not a curated record